CACCUCUCCCCUCCUAUAAGCCACUCGGAUCUGCGUCGGCGCUCCAACGAAAUGUCUACACCCAAGAGCGGUCGGCAAUCACCUCAGGACAUACCGAGGAAACCAGUACCUGCCCCAGUCACAGAUGCGACCCCAGCGAAGCCGUCACGGUCUUUUGGCCCUAUAGCGUGUCUUGCAGCAACGUUAUUGGGGACCGGUAUCCUCAGUUGGAACUGGAUCAUAUCUGGAACUCCGCUACUGCUCUGCUCACUUUUCCUGGGAGAAUGGAACGGGCGCCGGGUUCUAUCAUGGCUGCCGCUGUGGGCCAUUUUCACUACCCUGAACUUCGCUUACAUCGUGGCUGCAACGUCAUGGCUGCUUUUCUGGACAUUCACCGCGCUGUGCUACUCCACGAUCUUGAUAUCCUCCUUGUUCCAGUUUGAGUACGUGGCCAGAGUUGUACGACACCGCUGCCGCAAGUUGCUACGUCAUGUGCUUUUCAUCCAGGACCGGAUAGGCUUGUUUGACCUACCUGCAUUAGAGAUCGACACGGACACCAUCGGUCUUUUUGUCGUCCGAGGAUUGACUAUUGAGCUAUCUACCUUGACGGCAACUGCAUAUGGAGUGGAAGUGGGAGUCAAGCUUGACAGCGAUAUGGAGCUCGCGAUACAGACCGAUAAGGUUGUUGUUAAGCUGUUCCGGCGCAUAGAGAUUGGAGAUGUGUAUGCAAACGUGAAGGGAAGCGACGAGAUGAGUUUCGGGGCCAUCCAAUCGUGGCCGAAUCCUCGGGAUAUGAAGAAAGAUCAGUUCAUCGCGACAGACACGCCCAUAUUGAACGCAGCCUUAGCGUCUCGAAGAACUGCGUCUUCAGAUUUGCAAGAGAAGAUGGAUGGUCUGUCUGAGCAUGACACGAGCAGCAAGCCAGUCAAGAAGCUGUCUCCAGACGAUGAGAAGGCUCGGGACGAGUACGAAAAAAUGAUCAAGAUCAUCACAGAAACAAGCACCAGCCAUCUUGCCUUGAAGUGGCUGAAGAAAAUCGCUAAAGAACGGGAAAUCGAGGGAGUUUUGGAGACAGAUACGAAUCUUCGAGCAGCUGUAUCUGCUCAUGUCCAUAACGACCCGACGAUAGCUCAUCCUCCACGAAAGUCGAUUCGUUUGACCACACUUCGCCACAACAAUCACCCCAAGAUCAAGAUCUUCCUGCACAGACUUCCUCUAUUGUACCGACUACUCCUCAACCCUAUCAGCUACUUCCACCCGAUCUUCAUCAAUUCAGUUACUAGCACUGGCUCUGGUAAAUGGUUUGUGUCGCUGAUGAAGAAGCAUUUUUUCAAGCACUAUUCGUCCUCUGAUGCGGAAGUUCGCCGUCUGGAAGGAAGGAUCUCAGCGUGGCUAGCCGAUGCCAACUUCGCCGUUGGACUCAGCAAUCUUUUCUGCACUGGCUAUGUUCCUGUUGAUACUGACUACGAUAUCGAGUGCAAAUUCAAGAUUGGCGACUUGCUAGCCCAUCGCACAUUACCUGAAGCUGUUGGUCUGACACAAGUGAUCCAUCUGGGUGGUGCCGAUGCUACUUUUGUCCUUCCUUCAUUUCUACUCCCUCAUCACGAGCAUCUCAUGCCGACUAUAUUGACCGACUUCGAGGAGCUACAACUGGAUCAAGAGGUCCAAGAUGCGGCUGGUACGCCAAAAGCAGUGCAACUGAGGAAAAACCUUGAGCGCCGCCGACGGGACGAGACCGUCAUGAAGAUCGCAGUGCAUGGCCACCUCCCCGCCCUCUUUGACCAGGAGCUUCUUAACUUUGUGGCAGCAACGGUCAAAGCAACAAAAGUCAUUGAAGUCGAAAAGGGUCAUGAAGAGCUCGUUCUCAAGCGCGCAGCAACAGAUAAACUUGAGCUAGAAGUGCGGCGUACCGACUCAAUAACCGCCGAGUCAGCCGGUUCCGAUACCAUCAGCACCGGCAGCGCCGGCAGUGUCGAAAGCGCAAACACGGAACAAACCGACCCCGGCACUCUCGCCUCCCAGGCUUCGCAGGCGUCACAAAACUCGCAAGCCUCACUGGCGCGCAGCAGCACUUUCAGCAAUCGCAUGAACCAGACCUUCAAGGGCAUGAAUACAAAGAUGAAAGAGGGUUGGCGCAAGGCUGGUAUCAACACUGUCAAUGUGGUUGCUAACGACCGCUGGAUCGCCAAGAUUGUUGGUAACAUCAUGAGGAAGCUUGAGCGUGCUCAGGGAGACGUCGGAUACUCUGGCGUAAUUCCAUUGCCGUUGGCGGUGUAUCGUAUGAAAGCGGAGAAGGAAUCGAAGCUUCUGCGGUAACUUGUUUGAUGUGGCGCGGUUUUAGCAGGAGAUGACUGAAUCCAAGUAUUGCAGCAUCAUCGUGGCAGAAUUUGUUUCUUUCUUCAACGAGUUGGUUAAUGGCUGCAUGACUAGAUACCCUGGGGUGUUAUUAAUUCAUCGUCUAUAUACUCUAAAGCAUGCAUCUUGAGUCGAGUUUUGGCAGGGGUGAAUGAACUAACACGUACGACUUCAUCGUGUGGAUGUUUCAUAAUACAAACAAUUCUGUCACUCGCAACAGCCAUUUCCUUUGCAACGAUCGGAACCUCCAGCCUCAUUUUCUCGCUCGUUCGACAGCGCUCCCCUCCGACUCCGGGGAAUUAACACGAUCAAUCCCGCUAUAAGCCCCGAGGACAAAACGUCUAAGCUUCGCUCGCCUUGUCUCAUCUUGUCUUGCCUAAUUAUUGACAAUUGUCGUAGCGAGAGCCGCUAACCAGACGCCACACGAUCAAUCGGGGCUUUGAAAACCUAACGUCAACUCCAUCUACGGGAUUCUCCGUUUCGAAUCGGUAGCAACGCAAACCUCCCGCAUCAUAAAUUGCUCUAGU
Molecule: messenger RNA, 2861 nt
Organism: Periconia digitata
Lineage: Eukaryota; Fungi; Ascomycota; Dothideomycetes; Pleosporales; Periconiaceae
Source: the annotation of a GenBank genome assembly